Molecule: messenger RNA, 8077 nt
Organism: Ylistrum balloti
Lineage: Eukaryota; Metazoa; Mollusca; Bivalvia; Pectinida; Pectinidae
Product: dual specificity testis-specific protein kinase 1-like
Exons: 11
Coding region: 185-2212 (675 amino acids)
Biological process (GO): actin cytoskeleton organization; protein phosphorylation
Cellular component (GO): cytoplasm; nucleus
Molecular function (GO): ATP binding; protein serine/threonine kinase activity
Source: RefSeq, a predicted model, not a curated record
CAGUGCAGUGAAACCCGGGAUUUAUUUGUGACAAUGUAGCGUUUAAACUCAAUGUCACGGUACAGAUGGAGCAGAGAUACACGUAUGACAAACCACAUACAGGAAGAUAUCACUUCAUGUCCUGUGGUCGCGUGUGUCACUCCAGGGAUGUGAGAUGUUGUUGGGAAACACUUAAUACUAGAUCAUGACAUUGGUUGGCAAUAUGACCAGCAUUCGACCAUUAAGACGAUCAAAGACCAUUGCUGUGUCCGACUUCCAAUCGGCCAGACGGUCUGACGAUCAAGAAAAUAAAGAAAAUUCUCCAACAGAAGAAAUGAAAACAAGAACACCAGGACCGUCUUGUCAGGCUCUACGGCAUGCUGUUUCAUCACUCACCCGAUUAGAUGAUUUUAAUCUGAAGAAAAUUGGCUGUGGAUUUUUCGCAGAAGUUUUCAAGGUAACACACAAGAUGACUGGGCAGGUGAUGGUGCUGAAGAUGAAUAGUAACUACUGUAACAGGAUGUCUAUGUUGCGAGAAGUUCAGUUGAUGAAUAGACUGGCUCAUCCUAACAUCCUCAGGUUCCUUGGAGUGUGUGUACAUGAGGGACAACUACAUGCUUUGACAGAGUUUAUGGAUCGAGGGGGCUUAAAUGAGGUACUAGCAGACAAAAGCCUGGAGCUUCCUUGGACUAUGAAGAUCAAGUUGGCGUUGGACAUUGCCAGUGGGAUGAAGUAUCUGCAUUCUAGAGGCGUUUUUCACCGUGACCUCACAUCCAGGAAUGUGUUGGUGUGUGGCAAUGAUGAGAACCUGAGUGCUGUGGUGGCUGAUUUUGGCUUGGCAGCCAAAAUUCCAGAUCCAUUAGACAAGGAUAAUUGCCUGCCAAUUGUGGGAUCUCCCUACUGGAUUGCCCCAGAGGUGUUGCAUAACAAAUGGUACAAUGAAAAGGCCGACUUUUUUUCCUAUGGAAUCAUCAUGUGUGAAAUUAUAGCAAGGAUCGAUGCUGACCCAGAAAUACUUCCUCGAACACGGAACUUUGGCCUGGAUUAUGUGGCGUUCAGUGGACUGAUCGACUACUGUCCCUUGGACUUCCUACGCCUGACUUUCACCUGCUGCCAUAUGGAUCCUGUGAGAAGACCAACUUUUGCUGAAAUAGUUUUAUCUAUUGAGCAAAUCCUUAGAAACUUGGAGGAUGACUGCAUCAAGGAAAACAGGGAUGGAGUGUCUAAGAGACCAGGACACAAGCGAUCUUUAUCAGAAGAUAACAUCUUACAGUUGUCAGGGGAGGAAUUGAUAGAUCCGGGAGAUUUCUUAAACUCUCUCACACCCCAGGCGGUGCUUGGUGAGGCUAUGAGUAAGGAUGACCAGUUCUACUCACCUGCUCUCUCAAAUCCUUUUGUUGACUUUCAUCAGUUCCUUGAAAGGAAAAUUCUAGGAACUCCCAAAGGAAAGCAGUCUUUUGGCUUUGAAUUGCCAUCUCCAUCUAAUGCAUUCACCCCUCCAUGUAGUCCCUGUACACCUGAUCCCUACUCUGGUCGUCAUAGGAAUAAAUCGGGCCCACAGAGCCAGUCCCUGCCUUCCUCCCCAGUAUUGUUGAGGAAAGCCGCCGAAAGACUACACCAAGAAUCCAUUCAUGGCUCUGCUUCUCGUCGACAUUCAAUGGCUCCUUCUAGAUUCACGUUCAGCCAAAGAGGAAGGUCAAAAAGUACAGUAUUUCCUGAAGCUGUAGCUUAUAGACUACAGACUGAGUUGGCAGGAAGUUUGGAAAAAGGGCUCGCCUCGCAGUCUGAGUUUUGCGACGAUAAUGUAGAAACUAGUAAUGAUUUUACUGAAACUAACAAAUCUAGUGUUCAGCGACCCAAGAGAAAACUAUAUACAAGUCGACAGCUGAGUGUGGAUUCUCCAUUCUAUGUAAAUGGCACAGAGGAUACACUUGGAGGUAGUGGGGAUGCAUGUAAUGUCACAGUCAACAGUUGGAACAAUGGCCUGCUCGGAUCUAACCAUGAUUUACGAGAUUAUGUGUCUUCAAUCAGUUCUACUGAGUCAUUCAUGUCAUUUGAAGAUAAUUCAGUGACACCUAUUAGUCCUGUAUCGGAGAAAAGUUAUCAGGACCUGUUCUCGUCCAGAAAGAAAAAUAUGAAUAAGUGUUCGAGAUCCUCAAGUGAGGAAUCUUUAGAAAACAUACGAAGUGAAGGACGUGAACGACAUAAGAGAAUCAUGGAGACAAAACUGUAGUAGCAAACACAGUGUGGAUGUUCAUUAGAUUUGUCAACAAAACUGACUGGUGCAAAUGUAAAGAAACUAAUUAUAAUGAUGUUAUUUGUCCUCACUGGAGAGAAAACAUUAAGGGUUAUCGAGGUUUCACUAUAGGUUCUGUCUGAAGAUGAAUCUGAAGAUAAUAUUGUGUUUUAUCCUUUGCUUUAUUAACACUGUUGAUACAUAUUUAUGGCUAAUUGAUUCCAUUGAUAAUACAAGUAUUAUUUUGUUGUUCUGCUCUUAUGUCCCCUCCAUUUCAUGGUCAGGGGCAUAUAGUGUUGCCCUUGAGCAUCAUUCCGUCAUCAUUUCUGAAUAACAGAACUGUAAUUUGGUAUGUAGUUGUUUAAUGGUAAUUUGUACAUGAAGUCAAAUAUUCAAUUUAUUUUUUCUAGAGUUAUGACCAAUUUAACAAAACUUUAAUUAGAAUCUGUCCUAAAAUGGUACAACAAAAGUUGGAGAGCCUUGCCUAAACUCCAAUGGAUUUUUCUUUUUAAUCACAAAUUUAUUUACUUUUUGGUCAACAAAUAUCAGACUUGCUCUGAAAAGUCGUCGGUAUAGCCUCAUAGAAAAGUCCAGAACAUUUCAAAAGUUCGAAACUUCAUGGUUGCCAGCAGAGCAUCCAUGUUGCUCUGACAAAUCUAGUUGAUCACUUAAUCUAAAAUGUCCAUAAAUGAUGAUACUUCCCUGUUGUAAUAUCAUAUAUAUGUUCAGAUACCAGAAUAUUCUAACUGCCUUUUAUGUAAAUAAUUGUGGUAAGUUUGUGUAUUAAUGAGAGCUCGAGUGUUACAUAUUCUUUGACAAUGUUGAUUUUUAUGUAGCCAUUUAUAAUUGUGUGCAAUCUGUUAAUAUUCAGAUUCAAACACUGUCAUGUUCUAGUUUUUCUUUCAAAGAACUUUUGGCCUUUUUUAGAGUUAUUGAUACCUGCCUUAUUAUUUUAAAGGAAAAAAAUAAUUAUGUGUUCAAGAAUUCUGUCAAUAAUUUAUCUUCAAAAUAAGUAGAUUUAUCUUGAUAUUUGAUGAAUAAGGCUACAAGAUUUCUCGGUAUUAGAAAGUGGUAUUGGUGUUCAAUGUAUGGCAGCUGAAGGAUGUAGAUACUUCUGAUAUUAAAGUUGAUGAUAAAAAUUUAUGUGUGUUGGUAAUAAACAUAGUGUUUAUGUAAAUAUUAAAUUGUUUUCAAUAAGAGAAAUUUCAGGAUAAUUACUGCAUUGUGAAUGGUGCGAGUUCUGAGUAGCUGUAGAGUGUUUGGAAUGUUUUGUAUAUCUGUUACAUGGUAAGGUUGUGAUGGUUUUGUGAUUUUUUCUUUAUCGGUUCUCAAACCAAUUUGUUGUUGUUAUUACUUAAAGUCUUUUUCUUUUUGUUCAUGUAGGUGCCAUCAGUUUUUAUCACAAUCAUGUUCAAACCUUUGUGUUCUUUAUAUAGUUUUUAUUUAUAUAAUUGAUUUAUCACUGUAUUUAUAAAACAAACAUUAAAAUUGCAAGCAUUCAAUUAUAUAAGUAAGUAAACAAUGCAGAUGGCAUUUUCUCUCACAAUUCCUGUGAAAGACAGGACUCUGUUAUUCCACAUGGUGGAUUGUCUGUUUACGUUUUAAACAAUUUCUUCAUAACCAAGAGGCCCAGGAUACUGAUAUUGGGCAUGGUAGCAUGCUUUGAUGAAAAAACCACUAAGUUUAAAUAAAUGAAUGACUUGAACCCACUUUCAUGGUCACAGGGGUCAAGUGUAUUCAAAGGUACUGAUAUUUUUGGCCUGUAGCAUCCUGAGGUAAAGGCUGCCCAGUUUGAUCAAGUGGAUGACCUUGACUUAUUGUCAUGUCUUGUCAAAUGUCUUACGAACUCAAACUUCUUUUUAAUAGCCAAUAGGACAUGGGCCAUGGUAUUUAUGUUGUAACAUGAUUGGGAAAUGGGCUUUCAAUUCUUCAGUUUUUACUUACGUGACUAUGUAAGCUGUAGAACAGGUGGGCAAUUCAGGCCAAUUAGACCUCUUGUUAUUCAACACAUUACAGUGCAUACCUAGUAUGCAAAUUACCUUGUCAUCAGCUUUAGUAUCUGUCAAACUUUUCAGCAUUUGAUAACUAGACUUUAUAUAUAUUGCUGGAGGUGUUGAGAUAGACAAUCAAACUAGUAGGAAAAGCCAGAGGAAGGAAAACUUCACCGAUCCUCAUGUCCUAUGUAAGUUGUUGUGCAAGUAAUAUCAGAAAUUGGAUUGUUUUAUUAUAACAAAUAAAAAAGGGGUUAUAUGCUUGGAUUUUUUUAUAUGUUAAUACAUUGUAGAUCAAUUUUAGAUCAUCUGUAAAUUAACUGGGUGAAACUUACUGUAUAAAUGUGGCAAGUUGAUUUUGGCAUGGCAAUGGCAACAGUAUGGCUAAUUGUUUUUGUGACCAUGCGUCAAUGCUAUUGGAGGACUCGCUUUUUCAUAUUUCUGUCUCCAGAGUUAACCUUUUAAACCUAUAAUACAAUAAUAUUACUCUAACAGAACAAAGGAAAGCACCUUUCUUCCUGAGUGUUCUGACAAACCUGGUUUUCUAGGAUGAAAGUCCACAGCUCUACCCGCUGAGUCACAGCUUGCUGCAUCAGCUGUAUGAGAGAGAUUGUUUUCAACACUAUGUACAAGCCGCUGUGAUCUUCUCUUAUGUUUUUUGACGACUGUCAUUAUCUAUUAUAUUUUGUUCAUAAUGAUGUAAGGAAAAUAUCUAUCAUAUGAUAUAAAAAUAUGAUUUUUUUCAAAAACGGAUUUGUUUAACCUUGUUUUCAAACUUUUCAAUGUUCAAAUAUAAUUUUUCAAUUGAUUUUUCUUCAGAAUUUUUUUUGUGGAUGAAGAAGUAAGAUAAUUGGAUACGUUUAUCAAGUUUGUGUGAGGUAAAUAUCCUAAAUGGUGUAACAAGAAAAAUAUUAUCUUGCAAUGUUGAUUGUUAUAUUUGUAAAUAUAUGUUGUAUGUUUUCAAUUAAAAAGUCUCUAUGUAACAUACUUAUUAAUAUGAUUCUUUGUCUACAUUUGUUGAGAAAUUUAAAGCAAAAAAUUUAUUUAAAAAGCUUGAUUGUAAAUGUGUAUAAUAUAUUUCUGUCUGUGUUGUUGAUGCUUUUUCCCUGCUAAACAUUCCUCUGUAACUUCAGUAUUACACUAUAAUUCAUAUAGAAAGGCUCUCCGAGAGAUUUCCUGAAACUACUUAAUUAUUUAUAUCAUGGUUUGUUUUGUUACAUGUUUUUUCUGAUGAAGUAGGAUACAUAUCUUUAUACAUUGUACACUUCUUUUGUAUAUUAAACAACAAAAAAUGAAUCUGAUGAACAAAUGGUUGAGAAUAAGGUUAGCAGUUAUAUCUUAGUUAUUCAGUAACGUUUACAUCAACUGUUUCCUGCCUAUUUUUUCCUCGUUUGAAUGAUGAAUUUUUUUAUGUUCUUCAGUGGCAUUUUGUUUUUUUUAAAAAUAGAAAUAGUGAUUUAUAUUUUUUUGUUUACAAUGGUCCCUUAACUUCCUGUUUAUCAGUAUAUAUGAUAAGUAACCUUAUAAGGAAAUCAGUAUAUCAGUUGAAGUUUGACCACUCUCAUUUUAAGGCUGGUUAUGCUCUCUUAAACUUCUGACUUCUGCAAUGUACAUACAUUCUGUUUACUUCAAGGAAGAUUCUUGCUAAUUCCUUUCAAUGUCCAACUAUUUCUUGUAAAAAUCUUGACUUCUCACAACAUACUAUUAUCAAUUUCAGAUUUUUUUCUGUAAAAGUAUUCACUUCUCCUAAAAUGAUAUCUUGUCUAUUUACUGUUAAAUAUCUAACUGCCCAUAGUAGUUAAUGAUCACUCCUUGAAUCCUGUAGAAAUUUUAGGUCACUGGUUUAAAAUACUUUUUCUACCUCAUAACCUGUAUAUAAUUGUCCCAAUACAUCUGUACCUACUGGGUAAAAACUUAGUGUCAAAAUCUUUUUACUUUCGACAAUAACUUCUUGAUUUCUUUUGUAAAAGUCCAUGGGACUCUACCUCACAGCUAGUACAGAAUAUCACCUGUUACCUGCCAACACCGUGUGGUUUUUUUUUAGGUUUAUUCAGUAGACUUUCUUACUAUUUAGAUAGAAUUGGUUUAUUUUUUUUUUUAUUUCCUCCAAUUUUGAAGAAAGUCGAGAUAGAGACACAUCACAAAUAUAUUUACAUUGAAGUUGUCUUAUUUUCUAAUUCCACAUUAUAUAAUGAAUUUUAGGCUUAUUCUAACUAAUUCCAAAUUUGAAAAUUAAUCAGAUUAGUACAGUGUGUAUAUCAUUACCUCAAAUCAUAUAAGGGAAAUCCUAAACUUUAAUUCACUCAUGCAUUUUUUUGAUGAAAUCUAUGAGAUCUUUUAUUAUACAUCUCGCCUUUAUGAACUAGAUCUGUUCUAAUAAACCUACCCUACCCUUUGGAUGUAGGAUUAAAUCUACUGUACAGAAUGAUUUUUCAGUUAAUUUUUAAAAAACUGAAUUCAAAAGUUGCUUGUUGACCAUAUAUAGAGUUUGAACGUAGUACAAGGGCUUGUAGUUGGCCACUUGAUCUAUAACGAGUGCAAUAUGUAAGAAUUACCUCCCUUGAUGUGUCUUGUUAAUCUGAGUUAGGGUAUGUGUAGAGUUUUAAUUUUUGUUAUGUUGACUUAGAUCUUGAUAGCAGCAUCAGUCCUAGUGCUGACUUGUAAUGUAGGCAAUGUCAACACACUCUAGAUGUGGGAUUUGACUUCUCUUCUGUCUAUCUUGACUUUAACUACUUAGUAUUACAAUAAUACACACAGUAGCUUGUAACUCUCCCAUUGGACAGGGUUACAGUUGUCCAAUCACUAUUUGACUGGUAGUAUUGUUUGUUCAGUUUUUAUUUAAACACCUCUACCAGUUUUGAGUUCCCAAUAAAUAUUUUCUUUUUUUCCAAUCCUUUCCCAUAGCUGUACACACUUGUACACAUCACUGUUGAUAUUUCCUCACUAAUCUGUCACAUAUUUUAGAACUAAGUAACCACAAAACUAUAUCUGUACAUGGUGAUAGAAAGCAAGGACAUUACUAUGGCAUGGUCUUAUUUUGUGACCUCACAUUCUAAAUUAGUAAGUCUGGAGUUCAAAUACAUGGUAUUUGAUAGUUAAAGAAGUGGGUGUGCGGUCUUAUCAUAUCGGUAAAUGUUUUACAAGCAAAGCAACUUAUUCUUUUAUGCAAUGUACUUAGAUUUGUAUGUUUUUGGUAAGGUUUCAAAUGAAUUGAUAGUUGACUGUUAAAUAGCACUAUAAUAUUAACAAAUUAUACUAAUAUUUCUAGAAUGAAACUUGUACUUCAUAAUGGUCCCUUACCUCAUUUAUAUGUAUGGUUGUAGAUAUGCACACACUCAUGGCAACGAAACAGAGGGUACCUGUGAUAUACUGCACGGAAACCACAAUCUUUUUACUAAUACAAAUACUUUAAUUUUGUAGUAACAUUGAGACUUAAUGUUUCUCAUGUGAUCGCACAUUAUAAUGAUGGAUAGAUUUACAGAAUCUUUUUAGAAUUAAAAUCUUUCAUAACUGGAAUACCAAAAUUCAUAGACAGCUUGAAGAGAGAUUAAGAAAGAACGAAAUCAUGUUAUCAUGUUGUAAUCUAAAUAAGUGAUAUCUGAGAAGGUUAAGCUCUGUUGAUGUUAUUUUCUGUGUCACAGUAAUGCCAAAAGGGUCUCGUCAUCUGUGGCCAUGUUGUUUAAUGAAAUAUAUUUUUACGUGAGAAAAAAUUGAAUAUUGUUUGGAUGGAAGUUGCUGUAGCCUUUAUGUGUAGAUGAUUGUUAAAUGUUGUGUGGUUGUGUGAAUGGGCAGGUUAACCUGACAAAUUAAAAACACCAUUACAUAUAUAAUAUGAAAAUAGUUUAAUUAAACAGUAAAUGUUUCUUCACAA